Vombatus ursinus (common wombat) is the source of this 693-nucleotide messenger RNA. It is a transcript of the gene MRPS24, whose product is annotated as mitochondrial ribosomal protein S24. Gene Ontology annotation, biological process: translation. The transcript is spliced from 4 exons. Bases 14 to 520 code for a protein of 168 amino acids. Gene Ontology annotation, cellular component: mitochondrion. The record is from RefSeq and is a predicted model, not a curated record. Lineage: Eukaryota; Metazoa; Chordata; Mammalia; Diprotodontia; Vombatidae.
UGCCCGUCCCAAGAUGGCGGCGCCCUUGUGCGGCGGCCGGGUUGGCCUGCGGGUGGCCGUCGCCGGGGUCCCAGAGAUGCUGUCCGCCUGCCGCGGCGUCCACACCACCGCUGUUUGCUGUAAGAACCGAGCGGCCCGGGUCCGAGUGGGGAAGGGGGACAAGCCGGUGACCUACGAGCGAGCCCAUCCCCCGCACUACAUCGCCCAUCGCAAGGGCUGGCUGUCCCUGCAUACGAGUAACCUGCACGGAGAGGAGGGGGCCGCGGAGAGGACGGUGGAGGACGUGUUCCUCCGCAAGUUCCUGUACGGCACCUUCCCGGGCUGCCUGGCCGACGAGGUGGUCAUUAAGCGCCAGGCCAACCAGCUGGUCAUCUGCUUGCUGGUGCUGCAGCGCCUGCCGCCCUCCAAGCUCUACUUCCUGGUGGGCUACAGCGAGGCGCUGCUGUCCACCUUCUACAAGUGCCCGGUGCGCCUGAGCCUGCAGACGCUGCCCACCAAGGCCAUCUACAAGUACAUCUAGGGCCCCACCAGCCCAAUGAGUGUGGACCCUCCGGCCUCAGGACCAACGGACUCGGUUAUUGCUGCUACUGGAGAAAGCCUCUCGUGUACAUCAAGAGGGCGGUGGUCUUCAAAGUAGGGAUCAGCGAUUUCUUAUUAAAUUAACGUGUAUAAUAAAGCUUUUUGUUUCUGGUA